AUGCAUUCAGGUGUGUCUGACAGAUUUUCUUUGCCUGUGUGCUCCUGCCCAGUUCUCUCCUUGUUGCUGUUCUUCGGCGCGCUGCAAAGCUGCACUGGCGAAGAGGUCAGCCCACUGGAGAAGUGCUUCAAGGACGCCAAUUAUGAAGAGUUUCUGCAGAUAGCCAGGAAUGGGCUGAGCAAGACAUCCCAGCCGAAACAUGUCGUGAUCGUGGGCGCUGGGGUGUCGGGGCUCAGCGCAGCCUACACCCUCGUGGAGGCUGGGCACAAGGUGACUGUCCUUGAAGUGAGCGAGCGCGUGGGAGGACGGGCACAGACCUUUCGCAAUGAGGAAGAAGGCUGGUAUGCAAAUCUGGGACCCAUGCGCUUGCCUGAGGGCCACAGGAUCGUCCAUGAAUAUAUUAAAAAAUUUGGCCUACAGCUGGCAGAAUUCAUACAGAAAGAUGAAAAUGCCUGGAUUUUGGUUAACAACAUCAGGAAAAGGGUCUGGGAGGUCCAGCAGAACCCCAGCAUCUUGGGUUAUGAAGUGAAGCCCUCAGAAGAAGGCAAAACUGCUCAGCAGCUCUAUCGUGAUGCUCUCAGAAAGGUUGCAGCAGAGGUGAAUAACACAAACUGUACCUACGUAUUAAAUAAAUAUGACACCUUCUCAACCAAGCAAUAUUUAAUCAAGGUGGCAAACCUGAGCCGUGGAGCUGUCCGAAUGAUUGGGGAUUUAUUAAAUGAAGAAGCUGGGUAUUACCUGUCUUUCAUUGAGAGCAUGAGGGGGGAUGCAAUCUUCUCUUAUACAAAGAGGUUUUAUGAAAUUGUUGGAGGUUUUGAUCAGCUGCCAAGAGCCAUCUAUAGAACCAUUCCAGAAAACGUGUAUUUCAAUACUAGGGUAGUCAAGAUACAGCAGGACAGCAACUCGGUCCGUGUGAUCUUUCGUACACCAGACGACGUGCUGUCGGCUAUAACAGCCGAUUAUGCUAUUGUGACGUCCACAGCAAGGGCCACACGGCGAAUCCAUUUUGAACCACCUCUCUCACCCAACAAAAUACACGCCUUGCGAGUUAUCCACUACCGGAGCGCCACCAAGGUUUUCCUGGCUUGCACCGAGAAGUUCUGGCAAGCUGAGGGCAUUUUUGGUGGGGCCUCCACCACUGACCGUCCAUCGCGAUUCAUCUACUACCUGGCCCAGAACUUCACUAGUGGUUUUGGCGUCCUCUUGGCUUCCUACGUCCAAAGUGACGACUCGCGUUUCUUUGUAUCCCUCAGCCACGACGACGUUGUUGAUAUCAUUAUGGAUGACUUGUCAGCCAUUCACCAGCUGCCCAAAAGUGAGAUCCAGCGUCUCUGUCGCUCCUCAGUAAUAAAACAGUGGAGCCUGGAUAAGUACGCCAUGUGUGGAUUUGCUUCCUUCACACCCUACCAGUUUAGAGAUUAUAGCGAAGAACUCGCAAUGCCAGAAGGCAGAAUCCACUUUGCUGGGGAACACACCGCUAAGCUCCACGGUUGGCUGGACACCACGAUCAAAUCGGGGCUGAGGGCAGCAAGGGACAUAAACCUCGACGCAGGGCAGCAGCAGUCGGGAAGCAAACCAAGUGACAGAGAUGAGCUCUGA
Varanus komodoensis (Komodo dragon) is the source of this 1599-nucleotide messenger RNA. Its product is annotated as L-amino-acid oxidase-like. Gene Ontology annotation, biological process: amino acid catabolic process. The record is from RefSeq and is a predicted model, not a curated record. Lineage: Eukaryota; Metazoa; Chordata; Lepidosauria; Squamata; Varanidae. Gene Ontology annotation, molecular function: L-amino-acid oxidase activity; polyamine oxidase activity. Bases 1 to 1599 code for a protein of 532 amino acids. The transcript is spliced from 6 exons.